Molecule: messenger RNA, 1818 nt
Organism: Orussus abietinus
Lineage: Eukaryota; Metazoa; Arthropoda; Insecta; Hymenoptera; Orussidae
Gene: RagA-B
Product: ras-related GTP-binding protein A
Exons: 6
Coding region: 313-1233 (306 amino acids)
Biological process (GO): cellular response to starvation; regulation of autophagy; cellular response to amino acid stimulus
Cellular component (GO): lysosome; nucleus; Gtr1-Gtr2 GTPase complex
Molecular function (GO): GTP binding; GTPase activity
Source: RefSeq, a predicted model, not a curated record
UCAUCUUGAUUGCAAAAGCUGUUGAACGUCAAUGUCCCAGUCUACGUCAAGUUUGCGUAAGCCAAUGUCGAAGUUGUUCGAAAAAAAGAAAUGUAUCUUUACACUUUACCCCGUGAUUAAUACGUCGUUACGUUCCGUAUCAGAUAAAUCGUCGUAGGGCUUGCACGGUACUUACGAUAUUCGUAAUAACCUCUAAGUCUGGCCAACCAUUCUCGAAGUGCACUGGAUAUAAGGCAACAAGAAUAAUAUUAAGCGUUACAGGUGUUUAAAAUUCAGCGUAAACGCGAAUUGGCUGCAAGAAAUCCUUUCAAGAUGAAGAAGAAGGUUUUGCUAAUGGGCAAGAGUGGCUCCGGGAAAACGAGUAUGCGCAGCAUCAUAUUUGCUAACUACAUUGCUCGUGACACUCGGCGUUUAGGAGCUACAAUUGACGUUGAACACAGCCAUGUACGUUUCCUCGGUAAUUUGGUGCUCAAUCUUUGGGACUGCGGUGGACAGGAGGCCUUUAUGGAGAACUACUUUGCAUCGCAGCGUGAUAACAUUUUUAGAAACUGCGAGGUGCUCAUUUAUGUCUUCGACGUCGAGUCGAGAGAACUGGACAAGGACAUGCAUUACUAUCAAAGCUGCCUUGAAGCAAUUUUGCAAAAUAGCCCCGAUGCUAAAAUCUUUUGCCUUGUCCACAAAAUGGAUUUGGUACAAGAGGACCAGAGAGAUUUGAUAUUCAGAGAGAGAGAAGAAGAUCUUAAAAGACUGAGUCGGCCAUUGGAAUGCACUUGCUUUAGAACUAGCAUAUGGGAUGAAACUUUAUACAGAGCAUGGUCAUCAAUCGUGUACAUGUUGAUUCCAAAUGUAAAAGAGCUUGAACAAAGUUUGAAUCAGUUUGCAAAUAUCAUUGAUGCGGAUGAAGUUUUGUUAUUUGAACGUGCCACUUUUCUGGUAAUUAGCCACUGUCAGAGGCGAUUCCAUAGAGAUGUGCAUCGCUUCGAGAAGGUUUCAAAUAUAAUUAAACAGUUCAAGCUAAGUUGUAGCAAACUAGCGGCUCAGUUCCAAAGUAUGGAGGUCCGAAAUACAAAUUUUGCAGCUUUCAUCGAUGUCUUUACGUCAAACACUUAUGUCAUGGUCGUCAUGUCGGAUCCUGCGAUUCCAUCGGCAGCCACUCUGAUCAACAUCCGUAACGCCCGGAAACACUUUGAGAAACUGGAACGAGCCAGUCAGAGCUCGGCGUUGAGCAGAUAGAAGUCAGCACGACCCAGGCGCGUCGUCACCCGGGUCCAAUCUGCCAACCGUUGCUAGAUGUGCAAGAACGCCGGUCUACAAAAGGAGUGUCGAACACCCCGAUCGUGGGGUCGGACCAAUUGGUCGUAACCGUUAACCUUCGCAUACACGACGAGGAAGAGACUAGAUCUUCUCGGAGGCGCGUGCCUCGCGUCCCCGGAAGUACGUAGUCCUAAGUACGAGCAUCCGUGACAAUUGUGCUGCCAACUCGGACGGCUGCGGAAAGCGUUUGAGUGUCCCGAUUCUGGGACUGCAUCGGAGACGGUUCCGGGAAGGAGGUAUGUCAGGUGCACAAAAAGCGGAUUCCCCUGUCCAAAGAUCUCAAGGAAGGAGACGACGGUCCGAAGCGUCCGAUCUAGAUUCGCUCUUGGAGACUGAGCGAUACUCGAGAUUCCGGUGGUUGCACUCCUGCACGUUGAUCUCAAGUACGACCAUGUUUUAUGAACGCACGUUGGCUUAAUUUACACCGUGGCAAAGAAUUCAGAAGUCCCAUAGAAGCCCAGAUCUUAUGUUAGCGUUUGAUGCUCUAAAAGUUGGCUAACAAAC